UAUAUGGGGCAAAAAUCCACAUCCAGAACUGGUUCAUCGGUCCAGCUGCUAGUCUAGGGGCUGGAAAACACCACUUUACUAAAAGUACAGGUCGCCGCUUUUAGGAUACGGCAGGAACAACAAAUAGAGGCAACAUGGCAUAUCCGCUAUAGGUAUUUUACAUACCCUGCAGUGUAAAAUGCUUAGCAGCCAGUGAAGGUGGUUCAACUGAGCGGGAGUGCAACAGAAGAAAAAAGCGGACGGGAGGAUCACUUUGGGAACAAAGAGCAGCAGUGUGGUGACAGUGCGGAGAUCCGCAUAGGGCUCAGAUCCGAAAUACCAUAAACUCUGCAAUUAACGCACAACACAUGGAAAGGGACUGCAGCCUGCAUCGAUACCUCGAAGAAAUGCAAUUUCUUGCCCUAUAAGCUACGCCAAGAAAAAGCCACAUCGCCUGCUGCCAGAUUUUACAGCCAGAUUCAGAGACUGGAAAAGGGGGAAAAGGAAGAAACCAAUUUUUCCUCUUGAAACUGGAUUAUAGCGCAUAGCGGUUGGACCAGGCUUUCAGAAAUGGGAAAAGCAGCUGUCCUGUAAUAAUGUACCCGCAGCACAGAGAAAGGGAGCAGCCCAUUUUCAGUACCAGGGCGCAUGUCUUCCAGAUCGACCCAGCCACCAAGCGGAACUGGAUCCCCGCCAGCAAGCAUGCUGUCACGGUGUCCUUCUUCUACGACGCCAACAGGAACGUCUAUCGCAUCAUCAGCGUGGGUGGCACCAAGGCCAUUAUCAACAGUACGGUCACGCCCAACAUGACCUUCACCAAAACCUCGCAGAAGUUCGGUCAGUGGGCGGACAGCCGGGCCAACACCGUCUAUGGGCUGGGCUUCGGCACAGAGCAGCAGCUCUACCAGUUCUCUGAGCGCUUCAGGGAGGUGAAGGAGGCCGCGCGGAUGGCACGCGAGAAGUCCCAGGAGAAGUUCGAGCUGAACAACCCCGGCCUCAGCAUUGCUGCCCCACAGGACUUUUCCGAGGACCGUGAGACGCCACCUAUGGUCUCCAUCAAUGGGCCUGGUGACGACAAGCUGUUCCGCAGCAAAAGCGCGGACACAGAGCUGAGCGCCGAGAAGGAGCGGAUCAGGAAGAUGCUGUCUGAGGGGUCUGUCUGUGAGAUGAACCUGGAGGCAGAGCUCUUCACCCUGCAAGACAGCAACGCCAAGCUGGUGGCUGCUCUACACGAGGCCAACACCAAUGUGGAGCAGUGGAAGAAGCAGCUGGCUGCCUACCAGGCAGAAACGGAGAGGCUUCGGGACCAGGUGGCGGAGCUGGAGGUCCAGGGCGGGCAGCAUCCCCCCAGCGACAUGAUAAAGGAGGAGCUGACCCAGUCCCUGGUGGAGCUGGAAGCCCUGCUCAAAGAAAAAGACGAGGAAAUCAGCAUUUUGCAUAGUAAGAAAUCCGGCAUUCAUCAGCUGGAGAAGGAGCGCGACGAAGCCGUCCACAGGCUGCAGCACCUGGAGAUGCGGAACGUGGAACUGGAACGGCGUGUGGAGAAGGCUGAACAGGCACUGGCUACAUCCCUGGGGGAACAGGACCGGACUGAGCACGAGGUGCGGAGGGUCAUCGACGUCCUCGAUGUCAAGAUCUUUGACCUGAAUGAUUUACGGCAGAGCCUGGCCAAGCUGAUGGAAAAAUAGUCUAACAUCCUGGAAACGCCAAGAGAGAGAGACGGAAGUUAAGGGCUGGUCCAGACUGAUGAUGCAAAAGCACAACAAGCCUGCACAAGGAAGGAGAGAAGGAUGGAUGGAAGGAAGAAUGUAAGAAAGGUCACUCUACUGCAGAUACUGCACUCAUCCAGGCCAAACUGGUCUGUGUGGGGACAGCAUCUAAGUGGGACCUUAACAUCGUUUCAGUUGAAAAUGGGAUAUUUUCUCAUCCGUUUAUCUUUCGUGUUACUAUGGCUUCACAGGGCUGAAUAUUAAUGGGCUGUGUAUCUUAUUAAACCUGUCAGUAUUAACACCAGAGAAUAAAGUCAAACAUUUAUCCAAGUUUAGAGUUCAUCAGUGAUUGCACUUAAUAUACAACUGCUAAUCAUAUUAUUAGAACAAGCGUAUUAUCACUAUUAUUGAAAGAAUUUUGGCCAGUUCACAGAGACAAUUAUUAUGAUUAUGAUUAUGGUUCCCUGAAUUGGUGGGAAUAAAAUGAAUGUAUGUUGUACAAUCUUGGUUUAAUUCUAAUCUGAGAAUAUCUGUCAUUAGUCAGGGGAAGGUUUGUUCAGGUGGAAGACGCUGUCAGUCUGCCAGAGCACGGAUAACACAUCCAGCGAGUGGAUAACACCUGUCACUCACACGGCCUGUGCACAUCCCUUUCUAAGAUGACUAAUGACAAAUACUUUCAUUAGAAAUUAGGUAAUUCAUUUCAGUGAUUUUAUAUAUUUAGUCACCAUGGUAAAUUAAAUAGUCAGGUUACCAUCUCAAUGUUUUUUUAACUGUGAUGAUUGACACUAUUUUUAUUUUAAGGGAACCUACACAAGUGUGACAUGCAUGAAUGAGAUAUCAGUUAUUGAAGCCAAAAGAUCAAAUUGCUUGUUGCUUUGUUAUAAUACUGGGUCCUUAUUAUUAUAUUAUUAUAUUGUAUGUGGUGAGUGAGAUAAGAUCCUUGUUUUAUGUUUAAUUUAGAAGGACAUGUUUCUCUUAGUUUUUAAAAUACUCUAAAGGUUUCAUUUACAUUUUCUGUUUACAAGUUACUCUUAAUUUGUCACACAACAUCUGAAACUGAAAUAAAUUGCUUGUUUACAAUUAAUAACAAAGGUAUGUCUUUAAACACUUUCACAAAGCACUCUUUUGCAAUGCCACAAGUUAAAUCUCAGCAUCCGACAGUUAUACUCGGUGGGCAAACAGACAAUAAACGCAAUGCUUUCUGCUGUAUGUUACUGAUAUGCGAUUAUUACGAACUGUACUUUCAUGUAUUUCUGAGAGAGAAUCCACACAUCUGGCAAUGUGUGGCUUUAAUGGAAAUUGUCAUGGAAAUUUUCAUGGUAAGACUCAUGCUCGCAUUUAGAAUAACUGUGUUUUAGCGCUCCUGACACUAAUGCGGUCAAACAAGUGAAAGCCCUGAAAAAAAGCCUCUCAGGGUAACUGCAGGUGUGUGAAUGACUGGCCUGGUAAUUCAGACAUACCAAAGACUAGAGUUCACAUUUGCUGCAGGUAUGUUUCCGAAUCACCUUUCAAUAGGAGUACAUUUUUCUCACUCAAUGAAAAAAAUACACAUUUAUUGCAUAGGAUAAUUUUUAGAUAAUUAGGUAAUUUGCAAGAGAAAGCUGAUGGAAACCUAGGAAUUUGGUAACUAUAUGUCGGCUUUAUUUAUUGAAAUGCACGUACCCACCACAGCAUGGAGUGCUAAGCAUCAUUGGCUCUUGUGAUUCGUCCGAGAUUUGUACAUGGUGGUAGUUUGAGUACCGAGAGUGUCUGUGGAGUAAUGCUGACUUGGUGAAUGUGUUUCUUAUUUGUAGGUCUCAGGUGUCUUAAAAGUGCUUGUUGUAUGACAUAUAGGCAAUUCACUUUGGCAUAUAUAUAUAUUUUGAACAUUAAAGCAGAUGGAUGAGUUUGGAAGGUAGAUCCCAGUUAAAGUGAAGCAAAUGUGCUUUGUGCCACUUAAGUAAAAAUCAUUAAUUAACAAGAACAUGUGGACUCUACAGGUCCCAUUUGUGCUACUUACACAUGAAGUAUGAGGCGAUCCCUUUCAAUCACCUUUCUCCUUUGAAGGUUUUCACAGCUAAAGAAAUUUAUGUAGUAGUUCAAGAUGUAUGAUUUAGAUUAAUCGGGUUUCUUGUUAGUAAACUGUUCUGCCAGAUAGUUCAGGUUAAUGCAUCUUCUGCUGAAAUAAUAAUUAGUUACUUUUGCAGUUAUGCUUCAUCAAGCUGCCGAAACAUAUGAAUAUGCAAACCUUUAGCUAGAUAGCACUGAAUAUGUGUACGGUAGCUUGCAGUUUGGUGUUCUCUCCACAGGUAGCAGCAAUUAGGAAUUUAUAAAUGACGUUAUAUACUAAGGUGUUAUGACAGAGAGAAGGGAUGUACAGUGUGUCCACAUGGAGUGCAACUCAAAAUUUGAAUUUGUCUGGAACAUAUUUAAGGAUUUUUAUUGAAUAUGGAUCCAUAAUAGAAGUAGCUUGGCAAUGUUAGAAGUGUGUUCAUGUUCUGUAAAGGUCGGUAGGCCUGUGCAUGCUGUUACAUCGUAUACUUUCUAUGCAGUCUGCAAACCAUAUUUAUAUUCACCCAGUUGGACUUUGUGUGAUUUAUACUUUUUGGUCCUGAUGAAUAAGUACUGUAUUGUCCAGGGAAAUUAACUUUUAUCAUGUUUCCACUAUUUUUUGUUAGUAAGAACUAUGUUAUAUAAAUAGAAACACUUUUGUAAAAAGUGAUUGCUGAUCCAUGAUGUGUACGAGACUUGUGAGUAGCUGCAGAAAGCGUCUUUUGUUUUUGUUGCAUUAUGAACAAUGGCAUGAUGUGAGGCGAGUCUCUCUCUCGUACUUUCAUGUUUUUUUUAGGAUGCCCAGAUAUUUUUUGCAGUGCAGCUCUGGGGAACAGAAAAUGAAAUAUUAUUAAUUCCACCAUAUUAACAUCUGACAAUUAUUCAAAUGUAAAAAAAGAACUGGGAACUAUAAACGGUCCCUUUUCCUAUUAAAAUAACAAAAUGUGAAA
Molecule: messenger RNA, 4669 nt
Organism: Brienomyrus brachyistius
Lineage: Eukaryota; Metazoa; Chordata; Actinopteri; Osteoglossiformes; Mormyridae
Product: homer protein homolog 3-like
Exons: 10
Coding region: 576-1667 (363 amino acids)
Biological process (GO): G protein-coupled glutamate receptor signaling pathway; regulation of store-operated calcium entry
Cellular component (GO): cytoplasm; postsynaptic density; plasma membrane
Molecular function (GO): G protein-coupled glutamate receptor binding
Source: RefSeq, a predicted model, not a curated record